This is a messenger RNA of Dermatophagoides farinae (American house dust mite), 2578 nucleotides long. RefSeq names its product Catalase (gene Cat). Gene Ontology annotation, cellular component: cytoplasm; peroxisome; mitochondrion. The record is from RefSeq and is a predicted model, not a curated record. Lineage: Eukaryota; Metazoa; Arthropoda; Arachnida; Sarcoptiformes; Pyroglyphidae. Gene Ontology annotation, molecular function: catalase activity; heme binding. Gene Ontology annotation, biological process: hydrogen peroxide catabolic process; response to hydrogen peroxide.
GUUUAUACCACACCUUUAUAUGUUAAAAAUAAAAUUUUUUCCAUUCUUUUUUUUUAUUUGGAUUUUAAUUUUCCAGAUUUGAUUGUAUAUAAAAGUUCAUCUCCAGCUGUAAGGUGUUUAUUUAUUUUUACACCCCAAAAAAAAGGUUCAUCAACACAUCAUAUCCGAAUUGACCAUUCGAUAUAAAGGAUCGACGGACAGAUUUUAUUGUUUUGUUUAUUUAUCAUUUUUUUUUUGACAUUUGAAAACCGUUCGAAAAAAAAUGUCAUCAAAAGAUUAUGCAGCCGAACAAUUGGCGCGAUUGAAACGAAUGAAUUUAUCGAAUCAUAAUGAUAACAAGAAAAUGGAUGUAAAAGAAGAAAAUAUGACAACCAUAUUCGGUAAACCGGUUGCAGAUUUGAAAAAUUCACUUACUAUUGGACCACAAGGACCUAUUCUAUUGCAAGAUGUUCAAUUUUUAGAACAACUUGCACAUUUUGAUCGUGAACGGAUACCGGAACGUGUUGUACAUGCAAAAGGUGCCGGUGCUUUUGGCUAUUUUGAAGUGACAUCCAAUGCCAUUACCAAAUAUUGUAAAGCUAAAUUAUUCGAUACUGUUGGUAAACGUACACCGGUUGCUGUAAGAUUUUCAACUGUUGGCGGUGAAUCUGGUUCCGCAGAUACUUUACGUGAUCCACGUGGAUUUGCUGUUAAAUUCUAUACCGAACAAGGCAAUUGGGAUCUAGUUGGAAAUAAUACACCGAUAUUUUUUAUUCGUGAUCCAAUUCUAUUUCCAUCGUUUAUUCAUACACAAAAACGAAACCCACAAACAAAUCUUAAAGAUGCUAAUAUGAUUUGGGAUUUCUUUUCACUUGUACCAGCUACUACACAUCAAUUUUCAUUUUUAUUCUCCGAUCGUGGCAUACCUGAUGGUUAUCGCCAUAUGAAUGGUUAUGGAUCACAUACAUUCAAAUUGGUCAAUGGCCAAGGUGAAGCUUUUUAUACGAAAUUUCAUUUUAAAACACAACAGGGUAUUAAGAAUUUGGAUGUCAAUACUGCUACACGUUUGGCAGGUGAAGAUCCUGAUUAUUCUAUACGUGAUUUGUACAAUGCAAUCGAGAAUAAAAAUUUUCCCAAAUGGAAAUUACACGUACAAAUAAUGACAUUCGAUCAGGCAAAAACAUUUAAAUAUAAUCCAUUUGAUUUGACUAAAAUUUGGCCACAUAAAGAAUAUCCAUUGAUUGAAGUUGGCGAUCUAGUUUUGGAUAGAAAUCCACAGAAUUACUUUGCUGAAGUUGAACAAAUGGCUUUCUCUCCGGCUAAUAUGGUACCCGGUGUUGAACCAUCACCUGAUCGAAUGUUACUUGGUCGUCUUUUUUCCUAUACUGAUACCCAAAGACAUCGACUUGGAGCAAAUUUUCAUCAAUUACCAGUGAAUCGACCAAAAUGUCCGGUUAUGAAUCCAACAAUACGUGAUGGACCAUAUUGUUAUGAUGAUAAUUGUGGUGGACAACCAAAUUAUUGGCCAAAUUCAUUUUCAAAUUGGAAAACUGAUCAAUGUCAUCGUGACCAUUGUGAUCAGACCGCUGGACAUAUUGAUCGUCAUGAUAACAACAAUGAUGAUAAUUUUGAACAGGUUACUGAAUUUUGGAACAAUGUACUAUCGAAUGAUGAACGUGAACGUUUAGUGAAUAAUAUUGCUGAACAUAUGAGUCAAGUAGAUCCAAUGAUACAGGAAAAAGCAGUACGUAAUUUUGAACGUGUACAUCCGGAUUUUGGUGGCAAAUUACGUACAAUACUAAAUCUUCAUAAAUGAAUGUGUCCAAACAUGAAAAACAAACAAAACAAAAAAAUUAUCAUCAAACCACAUCAUAAUUUGCCCACAAGAUUUAACGUAGCAGUAGAUGUUCCAGAAAAAAAUCAUAGAUAACAUUCCAUUGUCUUCGUAACAAAAUAACUAAACUAAACUUUUAUUUCAUAUUUUCUUCUGUCUUUUAAUUUGAUCGUCAUUUUUCCCAUUAGUAGAAUAUAAUCGAUGAUGAACAUUUUCAUUCAAAACGACAUCAUAAUAAUCUAGAAACAAAUCUAAAUUUUAUAAACAAUAACAAUAAUAAUGAUGAUGAUGAUGAUAAUCAUAGAAUACAUACAUUAUAUAAUCUAGCUCGUUUGAUCUUUACAACAUCACAACGUUUAGCACCGAUUUGUCGUACAGUUAAUUGUUCAUCAAUAUCACAAUCACAAACACAAUCAUCACCAGCAUCAAGAGCUAUUUCGGAGGCAGCAACAGCUGCCACACGAUCAUUGUUACAAUCAACAAUAUGUGGUAGUACAAAUGAUAUAAAUGAAACAACAAAAUCAAAACAACGAUUCAAAUAAUAAACUAAUUAUACUAAUACCGUAAUACAGGAACCGGAAUGACAGGAAAAAAAACUUGAAAAACUUUGAUUCAUUUCAAUGAUUUUUUUUUUUAAUUUUUUAGGCAAAAUUUUAAAGUCAACAUUUUUUUUUUGGGGCCGGAAAUUUUCAACUAUUUUAACUCAGCCUGACACACACACACAUUUAUGAUUGUAAUAAUAAUAAAUAAAUAAUUGAAUCAUCA